GUCGUCCACAUCUCGUCGCCCUUCGUCCACUAUUGGGGAACAGUUGCUGAGCUCAGAAAAGAUGGAGGGGAGCAGCAGUUGGGGUAGUAAGACGCGAGUAUCGGUUUCAAGAGGAGAUGAUAAUUUGCCUCCUCUUCCUAGUAAGAAGCAACCACAAUCACAAGCUUCAAAGACAGCUAUUGAAAGUGGUAACAACAGGGGAAAUAUUAAUGUU
Molecule: messenger RNA, 214 nt
Organism: Linum tenue
Lineage: Eukaryota; Viridiplantae; Streptophyta; Magnoliopsida; Malpighiales; Linaceae
Source: the annotation of a GenBank genome assembly